Molecule: messenger RNA, 2863 nt
Organism: Arachis stenosperma
Lineage: Eukaryota; Viridiplantae; Streptophyta; Magnoliopsida; Fabales; Fabaceae
Exons: 4
Coding region: 1-2763 (920 amino acids)
Biological process (GO): DNA transposition
Molecular function (GO): zinc ion binding; transposase activity; DNA binding
Source: RefSeq, a predicted model, not a curated record
AUGCGGGAGCUUCAGUCAUCACCAUCGACAGCAGGGGAUGGGAAUGGUAGUGGGGAGGAUGACUUGUAUAAACCUCCUCCGAAUGGUACUAAAACUGGUUCUGAUGAUGACUCAUCUAGUUGUGAUAAGGAGAAUGAUCUGAUGAAGAAAAGAAGCACUGUGAAAGGAAAGGAGAAAGUGAUGCCAAGAAGAAGGGUCACUGUCAAGGAAGGGCCAGGGACAGAGUCAAGUGGGAACAAGAGAGGUGCUGGGAGAAAGACUGCAGGUGCUGCCAAGCCCAAAGGAACUGGGCCUAGUGCGAGGCCCAAAAGAAUCAGGCCCACAGCGAAGCCCAAAGGAAGUGUUCCUCAUCACAAGCCCCAAAAAACUGGUGCUGCUGUGCAUGCUGAAGAAGAUGUUCCAUCUGUGCAGCCCAAUGACAGGCCUCCAAUAGGGCUCUAUAUGAAUGAGGAGGAAUCAGAUGAUGAUGACCCAGUUUAUGAGUAUGCAUCUGAGGACCUUCACACACCAGUGUCCUCAGAGGAUGAGGGAGACAAGCAUGAGUUUCCAGUGUUUAAUGAAGACUAUGGAUUUGGAGAGGGGAGAUUUGAGGUGGGUACCAAGUUUGCAACCAUAGAUGGCUUCAAAGAGGUUGUGAAAGAUAUGUUCAUAGCUGAGGGGAGAGAAUUGUUGUGGAUAAAGAAUGAUAAGGAAAGGGUAAGAGUUGCAUGCAGAGGUGAAAACUGUCCAUGGUUGGCACAUCUAUCUUACAACAAGACACUGCUAUGCUUCCAGGUUAAGACUUACAAGUCUGAGCACACAUGUGCAAGAGAUCUGGGUAGUAAUGCUGCUGAUCAACACUGGAUCAGUAAGAAGGUGAAAAAGCGAAUGGGAAGUCAACCUCAUAUGACAACUAAUGAGGCAACUGAUUUCCUCAGGGAAGAGUUUAACUUAGUUGUGCAUCCGAAGAUGGUAUAUAGGGCAGUAAAGGAAGCCAAGGAAAGGCUAGUAGGAAACGAAAAAGAACAGUAUGGAAAGCUCAGGGAGUAUGGGAUGGAGAUUCUCAAGAGUAAUCCUGGGUCAACAGCAAGAAUUGAUGUGAAGCCUAUCCCUCAGUCCCUUCCUGUCUUUGACAAGAUGUAUAUCUGCUUCGAGGGCUGUAAGCAAGGCUUCAAGAGUGGAUGUAGGCAUUUCAUCCAUCUAGAUGGGGCCUUUCUUAAGACAUACCAUAGAGGUCAGUUACUAUCAGCAGUGGCACAGGAUGCCAACAAUCAGUUCUAUGUUGUGGCAUUUGCGGUUGCAAGAUCUGAGACGAAGGAGUCAUGGAAAUGGUUCCUGACACUACUUCAAGAAGACCUGGGUGAUGCCUCCCAAUUCGGUUGGAACUUUAUGUCCGACCAACAAAAGGGCCUGCUGCCAGCCUUAAAAGAGGUAAUGCCAAAGGCACAUCAUAGAAACUGUGUCAUGCAUAUAUGGAAGAACUUUAUUAAUAGGUUCAAAGACAUGCACAUUAGAGACAUUGUGUGGGAGUGUGCUAGGUGUACAACUGAACCAGAAUUUAAGGAGAAAAUGGAUAGGCUGAAGGGGGUAAACAAUGCGGCAUGGGAAUAUUUGAUGAAAUUUGAACCUACCACCUGGGUUAAAGCCUAUUUUAGUCAUGGAUCCAAGGUGGAUAACCUGGCUAAUAAUAUGUGUGAAGUGUUCAAUGCAAAGGUAGUAAAAUACAGAGUAAAACCUGUUUUGACAAUGUGUGAGGAGAUUAGGUGCUACUUAAUGAGAAAGAUGACCAAGCACAUUAGAUUGUUAGAACACCAUAGGGGUAAGUUAGCACCAGUUCAAGAGAAAAGGUUGCAGAUGAAGAUAAAACCAAGCAGUAGGUGGAUAGCUGAGUGGGUGGGGGACAAUGAAAGAAAAAGGUUUGAGGUCACAAGAAAGAAGACGAAAGUGGACGUGGAUCUAAUCAAGCACACCUGUUCAUGCAACACCUGGCAAUUGACUGGCAUGCCGUGCAUACAUGCUAUUGCUGCUAUCAGAAAGAGGCAUGACCAGGUUGAGGAUUACGUGCAUCCAUGGUUGUGUAUAGAGUCCAUUCACAAGACAUAUGCACAUUGCAUCAAGCCCGUUCUGAGUGAAGAAUUCUGGACCACAACUGAGCAGCUGAGGCCUGCCCCACCACCUAUCAAACGGCCUAUUGGGCGGCCAAAGGUGCACAACCGCAACAAGGACCCUGCUGAAGCUCAUAUUCAAGGAGAAAAGCUGAAAAAGAGCUUCCAGGUUACAUGUAGCAAGUGCAACGAGAAAGGGCAUAAUUAUAAAACUUGUAAAGGAGCUCCAAGCAACCCGAACUGGAAACCAAAGAAGAAGAAACCCAAGAAGACAGUUGACAACUCACAAGCUCUGGUGCUGCUUCCCCUUUCACAAUCAGCCCCUCAACCAGAGGAUCAAAAUCAAUCACAGGGUCAAACAUUGGGUGAACCUAUUGCUGGGGAGGCAGCUGGGUCUGCACCAGUUCCUGCACCAUUUAUGGCCCAACCUUCAGCUCCAGUACAGACUCCAUUCAGACCUCCAUCCCAGCUGCCAAGAAUGGACCAACCAGACUCCAAUGCUGCUGCACAUACUUUCAGACCCAAGCAACCAAUUGUUCGACCACCAACAAGUGCAAAUCCACCACCAAAUCCAACACCACACACACGAAAAACUCCAACCAGCAGGGGACCCUCGAAGGAGACCAUGAAAGCAGCUACCAGUGCCACAAAGAGAAUUCUCAAGCCUCAGAAGAAGUGAACAAGGCAGCAUGAUUUCUGUGUGUUUUUUUUUGGCUAGUUAUUAGCAUGACAUUAGACAAUGCUUAUUAGCAAAGUAAUCUUGGCAAACUUGUUUACAU